AUGUUCCCCCGAGAGGGAGAGGGAGCGCAGCCGCAGGAGAGCGCUGCAGUGUGGGGCACAGUGUGGCCAGAGAUGGAGGCGCAGACCAUGGAGACGCAGACCAUGGAGACGCAGACCAUGGAGACGCAGACCAUGGAGGCGCAGACCAUGGAGACGCAGACCAUGGAGACGCAGACCAUGGAGGCGCAGACCAUGGAGACGCAGACCAUGGAGACGCAGACCAUGGAGACGCGGACCAUGGAGACGCAGACCAUGGAGACGCGGACCAUGGAGGCGCGGACCAUGGAGGCGCGGACCAUGGAGACGCAGACCAUGGAGACGCAGACCAUGGAGACGCGGACCAUGGAGGCGCAGACCAUGGAGACGCGGACCAUGGAGACGCAGACCAUGGAGACGCGGACCAUGGAGGCGCGGACCAUGGAGACGCAGACCAUGGAGACGCAGACCAUGGAGACGCAGACCAUGGAGACGCAGACCAUGGAGACGCAGACCAUGGAGGCGCAGACCAUGGAGACAAUAGCGCUGGAAAGUCUCGUCCCAGAAGCACGUCCAUAG
This is a messenger RNA of Knipowitschia caucasica, 555 nucleotides long. The record is from the annotation of a GenBank genome assembly. NCBI's taxonomy places the organism in Eukaryota, Metazoa, Chordata, Actinopteri, Gobiiformes, Gobiidae.